This is a messenger RNA of Carassius gibelio (silver crucian carp), 4172 nucleotides long. Its product is annotated as E3 ubiquitin-protein ligase TRIM7-like. Gene Ontology annotation, molecular function: zinc ion binding; protein binding. NCBI's taxonomy places the organism in Eukaryota, Metazoa, Chordata, Actinopteri, Cypriniformes, Cyprinidae. The coding region runs from base 589 to 2355 and encodes 588 amino acids. The transcript has 11 exons. The record is from RefSeq and is a predicted model, not a curated record.
UAAGCAACACGCCGCUGAAAAUAUGAAGACUGAACACCAAUGGAUAAUGCUGUACACUGACCCAUGCAUUCAUAAAAACAGUAGAGAUCUUAACAGUUUAGCAGUCAUUAAGUAUGAGAGUGGAUUUGAAGAAGGUUAAAUCACUGUUGUGUGAACGCAUGUGAAGAUGUUCCCGUUCCAGAGCCGGUUUGGUCAGUCUGAGUGCUCGUUCACACUUGUUUCUCAAGACUGAAGACAGGGAUCAGUGCAGAAGCAUGUGUUCUGUCCUCCACACAUGAUAAACCGUUCCUGAGCGGACUACUGAAGGAUAAACCACCUCCACAAGAGACUAACGAAUAAACCUGAUCCCUUCCCACUCAUCACUACACGUCGUGUCUAGCUGGCACCCGUCGAGCCUGUCAGACUUACCUGACCAGUUUCGGGAGCCGUGGCCAAUCCCUGAGUGUGUGAAAGGAAAACAUGCUCAACUGGACACGACACCAUGAAGACUGAGACCUGCACUGACAAGAUAAAGGAUUCAGUGCACACCGAUCACAGAAGAGGCAGAAUUCACCAGAGACCAGCCUGAGGCUGUCACAGAAGCACAAGAUGGCCCAGCUGGACACUGAUCUUUUCACUGAGCAGGAGCUGACCUGCUCCAUCUGUCUGGACCUCUUCAGCGAGCCCGUUUCCACGCCAUGCGGACACAACUUCUGCCAGGGCUGCAUCGGUGGCUACUGGGCCUCCAGCUCCGUCUGCACCUGCCCACUGUGCAAACGAGUGUUUGAAGAACGUCCGAACCUGAGCAUAAACCGUGUGUUUGCACAUAUCGCCCAGAAAUAUAAAGAGGUGCACUAUGAUGGGCCUCCUCAACCGAAGCCAAGGCAAAGAGCAGUCAUUACUGGAGCUUCACUAAAUGAUGCAGAGCAGAUUUUAUGUGACGUCUGCAGUGGCAAGAAAAUGAAAGCUGUCAGCUCCUGUCUUACGUGCACUGCGUCUUACUGUGAGAUUCACAUACUGCCACAUCAGCAGACGCCAUUCUAUGCUUCCCAUCAACUGCUGGAUCCCCGUGAAGCCCUGCGAGGCCGUACCUGUCAGGAGCACCACCGGCUGCUGGAGGUCUACUGUCGUACAGAUCAGAAGUGUAUCUGUGCCAUCUGUGUGCUGGAGGAACACCGCACACACACCACAGUCUCAGUGCAGACAGAACGCGCUAGCAAACAGAGACUCCUGGGAAAAACAGAACUGGACCUUCAGACAUGUGUUGACAAAAGAAAUGCCCAACUAACUGAGCUGAAGAGCAAACUACAUGCCUUGCAGAGCUACGCUCAAGCUGAGCUGUCCGAGGUGGAGCAGCUCCUGUCUGACGUCACACACUCGGUAGAUCGCAUUCGCACUGAGCUGGUGGGUGGGAUUGAGGAGAAGAGAGAGGCUGUGAUUGGACAAGGACAAAGCAUGGUCACCCAGCUUGAGACAAAGUUAGCACAGCUGCAAGAGAGGAGAGGUCGACUGGAGGCACAGGCUAUUUCAAAUGACCAUAUUGGCUUCCUUCAGAGUUUUGAGGAAGCCAACAGUCCCCUGCAGGACUCAGAUAUGGAUAUGCAUGAGGUGGAUGAGCUGACCCUAAUCUUCUCACUUGGGGAUGUCAAAGCAGCUUUAGGAGAGAUCCGGGAAAGACUGGAUGACAUACGCUUUGGGGAAGUGCAUUACCGACACUCUGUGCCAUCAUUAGCAGAGAGUGAGAGUAUGAUGAGUGUUCGAUCAAUGAAGAGGAAGGAGUGGUCAUUAAAAGAUCUACGGAUAUCAAAAACAGGCCACAAAAAGGUUAAAAGCUAUCUUGAGGACGUAACACUGAAUCCAACUACAGCGUACCCAUUCCUCAUCCUCUCAGAGGACCGCAAACAGAUGAAACGCGGCGAGAAGCUGCAGUUCUACAGGAACAACUCGCUUCGCUUCGAUGUUUGGUCCUGUGUGCUCGCCAAAGACGGCUAUGAAUCUGGAAGACACUACUGGGAGGUAAAUGUUGGUGAAAAUAAGGACUGGAAGCUGGGAGUGGUGCGAGAGUCGGCCCAGAGGAAAGGUCUGUUUGACAUGACCCCUGCCAUUGGCUACUACGCUCUGUGGUGGAGCGGGAAACAUUUACACGCUCUGACCGCGCUGCCACUCGCUAAGGUUAAGAUCACGGGUCACUUGAGGCGUAUCGGCAUCUAUCUGGACUGUGAGGAGGGUCAACUGGUCUUCUACAAUGCCAAGACAGGAUCAGAGGUGUAUACAUUUACUGUAACAUGCUCAGAGAAACUGUUCCCACUGUUCGGCACCGGAGAUAAAGAUGUGCCGUUGAUGCUGAUGUCUCCAUUUGUCAGUGUCCCAGAAUGAGAAUGUGUGUAUUUUGAAUGACAAAAGCGAGGAAGAAGAAAGGCGGAUCAUCUUUGUAAAAAGUAAGCCACAAAAUGAGUUGAGGACAAUGGAAAGACAGAUGAAUAAUGUAGGACACUCAGACAUUGUGAAAUAAAGUUAACAUUUCACACUGGCCAUAGCUGAUCAACUUAUUUGUUAUGCCAGGCGCUGAAAUUAAACUGUUCAAAGUUGGGAAUCACUAAGACAUCUUUGAAACAAAUUGAUGCUUAUGCCAAUAAUUUAACAUUUAAUCUAUCAAAAUGACAAUUAAUCUGUAAAUUAUUAAUCUUGGCAAAAGACAUUUUCUUGCCAGGGCUAUUUCUUGACAUAGACAGACGCCGAUGAGCCCCUCAACGCCCCGUUAACAACCUUAACACAGUGACACGGCAGUAUAUAAAUAAAUCUAAUUAAAACAAUUACAAAAACAAAUGUGUUCCAAACGUGUUUCAUUCGCGUCAGUCGUAUGAUUACCCCAUAUGAAAUAUAUGAAUCAAUUGACAUUUCAGCUGUAUUAUACCCCAUCAAUGAAUUCUAAAAAAGAUGAAAAUAUUUUGGGAAUGUCUUUAAAGCUAUUGUUUUGUUUACAGAAUUACUUGUCAAUGAUGCACACAAUACUGCACAAAUGCAUAGGACCAGCAGAAUCUGAGCCAGUGCUGGCCUGAAUAUAUAGUGUAUGUGCCUAGUAGUGUAGUGUAUCAUUUGCUUAUUAUUAUUAUAAUUAUUAUUUUUCAUUGCUGAUUUUUUUCUUCUCUCAAUAAGAGGCAAGAAGUUUGCCAAUCCUAAUUCUAAUGAGUAAUUUGUAGGUAAAACUGAUACUGAACUCUUUCUAAAUUAUAUUUUUGCAUACAUUUUGAAAAAUAAAUAUGAGAUGGUUAUCCACACAGAGAUGAUGUAAAUGUGUGAUGCCAGCUACGUUCCAUGUUUCAUGAAUAAGUGGAGAUUGUGUAAAUCAUGAGUCUUUAUUGCAUCAGUUAUGUAUGGUAAGUCAGAUAAUGGGAUCUCUCCCGUUCUGCCUGUUCUGAAUCUAACCAUGGGUUAUGGAAAUGAUGGCCGUUCAUCCAUGGUCAGAGAUACCCUAACUGCAGCUAAAAGACCCUAAUCCAGCCAUGUCCUUGUUUCUGUGUAGUGUGUUGAUGCUAAUUCUGGGUCUAUUUAAUGUGUGUUGCUUAGAAGGAUGAAUAGGAAUCAUUGUAAAUUAUUUUUUGUUAAUGUCACGGUCACUUUUAUUGUAUAGAUUCUUCCUAUAUGAGACGGUGGCAGGUUCAUUCAACAUUUAAGUCAUUGUCUAUGGAUUUUAGUGGUUGGAUAAUAUUAAGAUUAAAUAAGAUAUUUAUUGCUAAAUAUGUGAUAUUACCUAUUCUAAAUGGGAUAAGCAGGUUUUCUUUACACUAUACAAUGUUUAUUUAUUGGUAAAAUUGUAGACUUGGACCCAUUUAUUGUAUAAUCUGAUAUUUUAGUAUAAUAAUUAAUGAGAUUGAUAACUUCUAUGAGUGUUUUUUUUUGCAUAUUCUUGUUGGCACAGUAAAAUACUGUCUGCAUUUAGUGAAAAGUUCUGAAUGCUUUUAUGUAUUGAGAAGCCAAAGUUGUUAUCAUUUUGUCUUAUUGCAGCUCUAUGAAUAAUGCAAAUAGGAGAGGGCCAUCCUUGCCUGGUCCCUAGUAGCAACUCAAAUGAUGCUGUGAUAAUGUAGCCCUGGGUCUACUGUAUGAUGUUCAAUGGAUGAAUGAUUCCUCAAAAAUAAAUGUUUCUAGUGUUGCAAAAAGAAAGUUCCAGUUGACUUUUUCUGCAUCUAAUAAUA